GGAGAGCAAAACCAAUCAAGAACCAAAAAAAAAAAAAAGAAAGAAAAACUCAAGAAAGACAGACAGCGAUGGACAAGAAACCAAUCUGGCUAACCGACGAACUAUCCCAGGAAUGGGUCAACCUAUCAUCAUCAGCAGAACAGGAACAACGAACCUCAAAACACUCUUCGCUUCGACUGAACUCCCAAUCUCGUAUCCCAGUCCUCAAGAAGUACUCAUCCACUUCAUCAUUCAAUUCACUCCUUAAACAGAACCAGUCAAACUCAAACUCAGUUGAACAACAAAAACAACAACCAAAUAACCAACAAGAUCAAUCUCACUCUUCCUCAGUCAAACAAUCCUCAGAUAACUCGAUCAUCCUCAACAGCCAACAGCGAUCAUCAGACGAAACAACUCCACCCUGGCUAAGAGCUGCAGUCGAUGGAAUGGUUAAUGAUGUUCUAGGCAAACGACCAACCCAACUACAAAAAAUAUUCCAAACCUCUCAACCAGCACAGCCCAUCCAUACCACUUCAUCUGAAUCAGUCCCUCCUAUUCAAAACCCAUCCGAUCACAAUCGCCCAAAGCCCGGAUCUAUCUCUAGAGAUAACAUGCCUCUCCAUGCGCAAGGAUCGAUCGGACGCGUCUCGAAUGAUUCGAUUCGUUCCUUAUCGAUCGAUCAGUCAUCAUCUUUCCUCCCAAACGAUCCAUUCGGCCUUUCGCUCUCCCGGUCAAGCUCUAGCUCACAUUAUGAAGAUUUGAUAUCCAAUCCUUCCUUUCAAUCUAUCAUAGACCAUCAAGACGAACGAGAACAAGAGGAACAAGUAGAUGAAGACGACAUGGAAGUCUUGGAAGACGACCAACCACAGAUGCUCAUCCCACCAGGCUGUCAUAUGGAACGACUAAGAUUCGUUAGGGACGAUCGUCUGGAUGAAAUCAUUGAAGAGACUGAGCCAUCAAGUUCAGUCCAGACCGAUUGGAAAAAUACUAAUUCACAACCUUCAGUCGCAAACUCAAGAUCACUUGCUAGCUCCUCAAGACCGCCUUCUCUUCCGUUUGCCCAUCGAACACCUGUCCUGGAUGUCCACAAUCGUCUCUAUCGAGUCAAUUCAGAAUCCUCUCAUGAGCAAAAAACUGACAACCCUCCUCGAGAGCGUCCAUCUGAUCUACCGGAAAAUCAAUCCCUUGACAAUUCAGACCUCUCGACUGGUCCCAGGCGAUUUCGAUUUACCUAUGAUACCUUCACUCGCAAACAUCUUAACAAAUUAACCGAGGAAAUCAAAGGAUUAUCUACCAACUCUGUUCAUCCAGGUAAGAUUGAUGCCCCAUUGAAGAUCAAGAGUAUCCUUGGUUCACCUGGUGAAGAAGUCACCGAUAGUAGCACUAGCAUCGGAUUAGCCCAUUCUACUCCACCCGCGAUCGUCUUCUCAUCAGGAACAAACAAACAACGCACCUUCGAUGCUGGUCGAACUCCUUAUCGACCACUAACGAGUCAUAGUCAGAGAUGGAAGGAAGAGAAGGAGUGGGCCGAAAGCUUCGUCGAACCCAGCUCUUACGCAGUCAAUAGUCUCUCGCCAGUCGUUGGGCGAAAAUCUUAUCAAGGUCCACGAAUGUCGCGUCGAGAAUGCGAGGCAGAAUGCUUGGAAGAUUCUGUCAACUCAGUCUACCAAAAUGCACGGCAAUCCUGCCGAAGCAGUAAACGAAUCCGACUUGAAUCUGCUCAAUCCAGUUUUGAGACCUGUCAUAAGAACCUGAGGGACUCCGUCACGGUGCUUAACGAGCGGAAGUCUAAGCGACGUCCAGCAGCUUUCACUCGGGCACAUCCCAUGGUUGUCUUCAAAAGCAGUGUUUCCGCAAGCGCUGCCUCUGCUACUCCACACGAAAAGAGCCGCGCCGCACCUGUGGUCGUUCGCGAUCGACUCGCCGAGGCUAAGGCGCUGAUGGAUCGGAUACGCGCCAAAACUAGUGGCGGCCAAGAGGUUGAAUCGACCCAUCCUCCCCCACAUAUCCACCAAAAAUCAUCUCGCGAACAGUUCGGCGGUUCAUCUAAACAAACUACGCGUCCUUUGAACCCGACUUGUUCUCAGAUUCAUGACCGUGAAGCUUCAGAAUCAUUCUCCGUAUCGGUAGAUGAUCAGCAUCAACAAGCUGAACCACGAGAUUUCUCCGGAACAUCUGAGCAAGAUCCCUCACCAAUGCCCGUCGGACACAGACAACGCAACGAAGAACAUGACGAAGAUAAUGAUCCUGAUCAACAGUACAAUCCCGUUGAUUACCGUCAACGUACCAAUUCAGAAGCAGACUUGGACUGGGAUAUAUCAAUUGAAGAAGGUACACGAGAUGAACGUGAGGCUGCUGCGGCAGAACAAGAUCAAGAUCAAGAAAAUCGAGAGCAGACAGCAGAAGAAAAUCAAGAGGAUUUUGAAGAAUCUCCCAAUCACCCAAAUCAAUUGGGGUCUAAUGGUGGAUUGAAUUCAGUCCAUCGGCGGUUGGCGACUACUGCUGCUGCUUUUCUUCGGCAAACACUUGGCGAUAAUCACAGCAAUCAUCAAGUUGUGGCGGAGAAGCCCAAUCAAGCCUAUGGGACCUCUAGUGCUCUCACAUCAUCCAAUUUGGCUAGUACCACAGGCUCCAGACGUCAAUUCGCGACUCAACCUGUUUCUCGAGAGCCAAUCGGUCGUGUCACCGUCGAUGUACGGAAUCAGUUUACAAGUUCUAAUCGUAUCAGCUCCGUCUCGACUGCCGCCUGCACGACGACAUCUGCCCCGACGCCUGCACUCACAACAGGUACCACAACCCGUCAUAGUAGCUCCAGUUCACACAGUCAGCGGCAAGGAAUUGAAGGUGACCCGAAGCAUCCACACCACCAGAAGUUGGGGCUGAUGACCAUUGCACCCGGAGACGUCGAACAACUGUUGCAAAACGCACGGGUAGGGAAGAUGGUCUUUGAUUCGACCAUUGGAAAGUGGGUGAAGGUCCGUAGUCAAUCGGAGACCGGCGGUCUCCUCAACGGCAAGGUAGUCGAAGAAGAACAGAAGAACCCGAACACUCUCGGUCAGUUUGGAAGCGAAGAAGAAGAGUCUAGUGAAGAAGAUGAUAUAUUCAAAGAUAUUGAAAGUUUGAAUAGCAAACGGGGAAGUGAUUCAUCUGGAUCUAAGUUGAUGGCUGGGGGAAUACAUGAUGAUACGCAAACAUCUGUAGCACAAGGUCUGAGUAAUGACCAAGAUUGCGCUGAAAAUGAACGAGAUGUGGCCCUGAAGAACAAUGUUGAGGCUGAUCAAGGCGUCACACGGAAUUCGAUUAACAAGAAGAAAAAAGGUUUGGCCGGUAGGAGCGAAAAAUUUCUGCCAAAAUCGGUGUUGAAGAUUGUCAAUGAAUGCAGUCCUAAUAAGACCAAUGCUAGCACGAUUUCAUCGUCAACCGAUGAUUCUAACGCAGUUACUGGAGUCUUAAAGCCAAGUCGAUCGGUUAGCUUCCAGGACGGUCGGAAAAACGGAAAGAUAGUUGGCUUGACGCAAGGAAAUGACGACCAAGAAGAAGGUUCAGAAGAAAGGACAUUCAAGAAUGACCACCCACGGCCACGUCGAGAGAGCGCCAAGGAAGAGCCUCUCAGGAGAAGUAAGAAAGAUGUCCAGGGAGAAGAGAAGGAGAAUAAGCAGAAUCAUGUUGGCUCAUCUGAUUCGGAGAAUGAAGAUGAUAAUACUAGUCUUCAUCAAACCUCAAAAAUCUUGAUGAACUCGAUCAAGAAAAGAGUACGACGAAAGUCAUCGUCGACGUCCAACACGACGGCCAGCCAAUCUAAUUCAUCCACAAUGGCCACUCCUCAAGCCCGACCAUCUCGACACAAGAGUAGCAGCAACAAUAAUCUUAGCAUGACUACGACUACAAGUCAUUCCAAUAACUUAAUUGAGGAGUACUCGUUCGAGUUGAACUACUCCAAGCUGAUUAAGAUCAUCACCGAUUUUGAGCCCUUCGAACCCUUCUGGAACUCGAUCAAGGUUAUCAAUCUGGCCGGCAAAUCUAUCGAUUCGGUCAUCAGAUUGAACGAGAUUUUGCCCGCUUUGGAUCAAAUUGAUUUGAGCUCAAACCAAUUGAAUUACUUGAGUGGCUUACCGUCUUCCUUGAGGAUGUUGAUCGCUCAAAAAAACCAGAUCAACGAGUUGUGUUGUUUCAGUCAUCUGCAGAAUUUGGAAAAGUUGGAUUUGAGUCAGAAUUCUAUGACUUCAUUGGAACAAUUGUCUUGUUUGAAACAUUUGAGAGAGCUGAAAGUCGAUGAUAAUUUGAUCGAGGACGUGUCUGGUUUAUAUUCAGUUGACAGUUUGAUUAAGCUAAGCUUAAAAGGCAAUCGGAUCAAGAAGAUCAAUUUUGAAUGCGCCCACUGGGAUAAUUUGGAGGUCUUGAAUCUGGAUCGCAAUCAGAUUAGUGAAGUGACUGGUCUACAUCACCUGAGAGCGGUCUAUCUACUGAAUCUAGAUCGAAAUCAAUUGUACUCGUUGACGAUCGACGAGCCUAUGCCGAAGUUGAGAGUGUUGAGGGUGAACGAGAACCGAUUGGAGUCAUUAGAGAUCUCGAAAAUGGUCAACCUCAGGACUUUGUACAUUGAUAAUAACGAUUUGAUGGAAAUCACCGGAGCCAGUCAAUUGAGAAAGCUAGAGAACUUGAGCGUCAGAGAUCAACGGGGCGGUGAAUUGUCAUUAACAUUGAAACAAGUUCGAGAUGUCAAGAGGAUUUAUUUAGGAGGAAAUCCCUUACCAGCCGCCUUUCCGACUUGCCAGUUUUAUAACUUACUAUACCUCGAAUUGGCCAUGUGUCAAUGUCAAAGCCUGCCGGCCGACCUUGCUAAUUUAAUUCCGAACAUCCGGACCUUAAAUUUGAAUUACAAUUUCUUGAAGGAUCUAAGUCCGUUGAAGAAUCUCCGACGACUAGAGCGUCUCACAAUUGUUGGCUCGCGAGUCAAGACACUGGAUCGUGGAUUGUUGAGCGUUUUGGAGAGCUUACCGGAACUUGAGCUGCUCGAUCUGCGGCAGAACCCACUCUGUUCAUCCUUCUACCCGCCCCUCCUACUCUCCUCCACUCCCUCGUCUGCCGUUGCCAGUGGGAGCACUGAUAGAUAUGGCGACACUGCCCCUCAUCUCAAUCAGUACCAGAUCGUGAACAAAGACCAUGAAGAUGAUUGGCAUUCGAUCGACGACCGGUUCCGCAAAUCGUUGCCCAACGAGUUCUAUCUCAAGCGGAUGACCUAUCGCUCCAUCAUCCUCCAAACCUGCAACUCUCAACACCAACAAGAGCCGCAACAUCAUUCAAAGUUGAAAUGGUUGGAUGGGAUUAAGAUCACCGAACUCGAACGGAAAAAACUCCAGAAAUUCCUCCGAGGCAUCAGUCGAAAACUGGACCCGAAUCGGGAGCAACACCAGAGUCUGGUGGUCGAUGAUCCAGGACGAUCGGUCGAUCUUGUUCGGACCAACCAGAAUAGUCGGCAUCUUCUGUCCAAGACCAGCCAUGAUACCAAUCUUCCGAAACCAAACUCUCGAAAGAACCCCCCUCCUCCACAUCCGCCAGCCCUUCAUCAUCGACAGUAUGAUGACCAGAGCAGUGCCAGUGCUGCCAGUCUUCAUCGACACCAUACCCAUCAUCAUCAUCACCUGGGCUCGACUACUACUUAUGAGGACUCUAAUAGCGUUGGCUUGGUCGAUCGUAGUCGCUAUUGAUCUUCUUGGAUCUUUCAACCAGUACCCCAUUCCUUAUUAGCGUAUGCCUUGCCCUCUUAGUUUUUUUUUCUUGUUUGUCAAGGUCAGAUCAUCCAUUUAUACCUGCUCUACAAAGACUGUACAAAAACAACGUCUUCUUGAAGAAUACACAUCCCUUAAUCAUACAUUACAUUCUCUCACAGAGCCGUAUAGGUCAUUGUAGUUUUAUUUCUCUUGGUCGUUGUUUUAGUUCCUUAAUAAUUGCUUGGUGAUUCCAUCCUCCUGCUUUGUUCCUUAAUCUUGAGUCUUGGCUCUUGGUCUUGAUACUCUAUUUUGUUUUGCUUUAUACAAUAUCUCAAUACUUUGUUACCUACAUAUUUGGCCCAUGGUUCUUUUUGUGCCUGGUUAGUUAGUUUGUUGUACUCCUUUCACUUUGUUGUUGUUUCCCUUGCUGUUCUUGUUGUUCUUCUUAGUUCCCUUUGGUCAGAAAUCUCAAGCCUUUUCUUCAAGUAUGUUGUUUAUUUUUUCAUAUUAUUAGUGAGACUACACAAGCUGGAGCUGGUCGAGUAAAAAAAAAACAGAAGUAUAUCUAGUUGUGUCAGUUUCCUUCAAUGCGCCCACGUAAGCGCAAGAACCCCCUCUCACAAGACGAGCUGUCAGUAGCCAAUGUUCACUCAAACAGCCGUGAGCUUGAAUACAUGUCAACUGAAACAAUUUUCCUCAGAUGCAAUUCAAGGUAGGUGAAUAUAUACAAAGACUUGAGAUAGAACGCAUGUGAGGAUUUAGGGGAUUUCUUUGUCAAAC
Puccinia graminis f. sp. tritici CRL 75-36-700-3 is the source of this 6470-nucleotide messenger RNA. RefSeq lists its product as uncharacterized. Gene Ontology annotation, molecular function: protein binding. NCBI's taxonomy places the organism in Eukaryota, Fungi, Basidiomycota, Pucciniomycetes, Pucciniales, Pucciniaceae. The transcript has 7 exons. The record is from RefSeq and is a predicted model, not a curated record. Bases 69 to 5687 code for a protein of 1872 amino acids.